AAUGCCUCGGCGGCGCGGUUGUGUGCGUGUGUGUGUGUUAUUAGUGUUGUUACUUUUCGUGAUAUUACCGUACCGCUAUUCAGUUCUGACAAUUUUAAAGUCAAUUUAUUGCUCUGUCCAGUGCUCUAAUAAUUGUGCGUUAAGUUACUUGGUGACUUUUCACUUUAAGCUGUCUUAUUUAUUUAAAAGUACCAAGUACCUUCCUAACUUCUUACUAAAUGGACGAAUUCACUGAACAUAUUCUGAAAGCAUGGGGAUUCGAAGACAUGGUAACCAUUUUUAAAGAUGAGGAGAUUGAUCAAACAGAAUUAUUAAAUUUAACUGAAGACAUGAUAAAAGAGCUAUUUCCUAAAAUUGGGAAAAGGUCAAAAUUUUUUAGUAAGCUGAAAGAAUAUAAAAAGACAAGUCAAGGAUUUUUGGAAGAGAUAACUCACGUUUCUAAAUUACAACCACAGAAAGAUGUAACUUACGAUGAAGACAUAAGUCAGAUGGUCAUUGAAAUACAAGAACCUUUUGCUAGUACAGAUUUGUUUUCUGAUGAAAACUUGUUUCCUGAAGGAACAUCGAACGAUCUAGACCCAAUUAGUAUUAAUACUGACACCUCUGAAAGAAGCAUAAUAACAGACAAAAAACCAAAUUAUAUACAAGCAGUUCAGUCUGAAGAGAAUCCACAAUCUAAAGUUUAUGUCACAACAAUAUUAAAUAAUUAUGCUGAUGGGAAGUUGGUUUUCAAGUAUUAUGACACAUUUGGUACCCUUAAUCAAUCUAUGAGAAACACUCUAAGUUCAAUAGUUAUAAAACAUGAAAUUCAAGAAUGCGAGCAUAAUUUAAAAAUUGAAAAAAAUAAAUUUUCAUUAUUAGCUGAAGGCAUUGAAAAAUUGUUUCCAAAUGAAAUAAAAGAAACUUAUUUCACUCCAUAUUGUAAGGAUGGCAAUAAUGUAAUUCCUAUGAAAGGAAAAUUAUAUGACAAAUAUUGCAAUCUAAAAAAACAAAUAAAGAAAAUUAAUAUUAACUCAAAUUCUGAUGUUGCUACGCAUUCUGGUGAUGUUGAUAAUCACAACUUUAUAGAUUCAGAUUACGAGGAUAAAAUUCUAUGGCUCAAAAAUAAUACUCAACCAAGCCAAACUCUUCAGACAUAUUGGGUAGAAACAGUUAGAUAUCGACAUCAUAAAAAACAUAAUUUAAUGGAACUAUAUCCGGCUCUAAACAGACCUUUAGGCCAUUUUUUGAUUGAACUUGAUUUUAAACAUUUAUAUCCUGAAAAAGAUUUCAAACUUUUAAAUAAAAUAGAUGUUUUCGUUGUAAAGCUUAUUGAACAUAUUAAAAGUGCUAAUUAUCAAUUUGGAAUCCAAGGACCUAGUAUUUUAAAAGAACUGCAAACUCCAUCAAAUCCUGGUAACGAAUACACAGCCGUUUUUAAAUUACUGCCACUCUUAUUUCAACCAUUAACAAUAAAGUUAAAUGGAAAACGUAAAAUUGAUGGGAUAACAUCAGUUUGGAGACCAUCUAAAGCAGAGCAAGCUGCAGCAUUUAUCACAUUUAUAUCUGAUGUUGGUGAAUUAAAAAUAGCUCAUAAAGUUAAAGUAGACAAAGCUUUUGAAUAUGGGUUAAAGUUACAGCCAUAUGUAAUUGUUAUCAAUUCAACUGAAUUUUUUGUCGUGAUUGAUAAUACGUACUACAAAUUAGAAACAUUGAUUAAGGCUGUGGAUGUAUGUUUUAAGUCAUUCUUUUCAUUGAAUGUUCACUAUCCUACUGAAUGUGAACAGGUAUGGUUAUUUAUACAACAUUAUUUUUUUGAAAUUAAACUUAAAUCCGACAAAUCCAUUUUGUCUGUAAAAACGUUAGUUAAUGAUUUUCAUAAAUUAUAAUUGAUAUUUGUUUAAAAUAUAUUGUAUAUUACUUAUAUGAUUAAAAAGAUUUCUUUUUGUUAUUCGUAAUUUAACUUUAAUUUUGUCUUACCUUCUUAAAAGUGUAACAACAGACAAUUAAUAUAUUAAAUUGUAUUGAAUUACUUUUUUUUUUUGUUCUUAUUGACAUAGGUAUUAUUUUUUUUAAACUUAUAUUUGCAUAAAAAACUAAAGUUAAACACUCAUUAUGCCUAUGUGUUUUAUAUGUAACCAAACAUUCAGUUUAAAUUCUAAUUUAAUCACUCAUUUAAAUAUUUUUCACGAUCCAAAAUCAUUGACGGAAUUUAAAUGUUUGGAACCUAAUUGUUGUAGAGUUUUAACUACUUUUCACUCAUAUAAAAAUCAUUUGACCCAACAUACAAAUUUACCCGAUGUUUCAACUUCCAAUGAGUAUUUGAAUUUUACUAGGGAACACAAAACUUCAGCUUUACACGUUGUCAGUUGCCCAAUUUUAAAUGAUGACAUCCCUUCUAGUCAUCACUGUACAGAAUCAAUUA
Messenger RNA from Myzus persicae (green peach aphid), 2404 nucleotides. RefSeq lists its product as uncharacterized. The transcript is spliced from 11 exons. NCBI's taxonomy places the organism in Eukaryota, Metazoa, Arthropoda, Insecta, Hemiptera, Aphididae. The record is from RefSeq and is a predicted model, not a curated record. Bases 219 to 1868 code for a protein of 549 amino acids.